Sciurus carolinensis (gray squirrel) is the source of this 4718-nucleotide messenger RNA. RefSeq names its product E2F transcription factor 3 (gene E2f3). Gene Ontology annotation, biological process: regulation of transcription by RNA polymerase II. Lineage: Eukaryota; Metazoa; Chordata; Mammalia; Rodentia; Sciuridae. Gene Ontology annotation, cellular component: RNA polymerase II transcription regulator complex. The record is from RefSeq and is a predicted model, not a curated record. The coding region runs from base 294 to 1676 and encodes 460 amino acids. The transcript is spliced from 7 exons. Gene Ontology annotation, molecular function: DNA-binding transcription factor activity, RNA polymerase II-specific; protein dimerization activity; RNA polymerase II cis-regulatory region sequence-specific DNA binding.
CCGGGCUGCCGCCGCCGCUCAAUCCGUUGCAUCGGCUGCCCCCGACGCCUCCAUCCCCCCUCGGGGUCUGAUAUCCUUGCGGCCGGGACCCUCCUCUCUCCAGAGCCCCGAUUAUUUUUGGCUCCCGGGGCCUGUGCGGUGCGGAAAAAUAAAAAGAAAAGAGAGAGAGGGGGCUCGGAAGCGUCGGGCGGGGAGGAGAGAAGGAGAGACUUGGAAACUCCGACUGCAAAUAAUAAAGAAAUUGAAAGCAAUACAUUAAUAUACUAUAACACUAAAAAGAGCAGGAACGAGAGAUGAGAAAGGGGAUCCAGCCCGCCCUGGAGCAGUACCUGGUGACCGCCGGGGGUGGGGAGGGGGCGGCUGUCGUCGCCGCCGCCGCUGCAGCCUCCAUGGACAAAAGGGCACUGCUAGCCAGCCCCGGCUUCGCCGCCGCCGCUGCCGCCGCCCCGGGCGCAUACAUCCAGAUCCUCACCACGAACACUUCCACCACCUCCUGUUCCUCCUCCCUCCAAAGCGGCACGGUCGCCGCCGGCCCCCUUCUCCCCAGUGCCCCUGGCGCGGAGCAGACCGCCGGCAGCCUCCUCUACACCACGCCGCACGGACCCUCCAGCAGAGCCGGGUUGCUGCAGCAGCCACCAGCGCUGGGACGCGGCGGCGGCGGCGGCCCUCCGGCAAAGCGAAGGCUGGAGCUGGGCGAGAGCGGCCAUCAGUACCUCUCAGAUGGUUUAAAGACCCCCAAGGGCAAAGGAAGAGCUGCGCUUCGAAGUCCAGACAGUCCAAAAACUCCAAAAUCUCCCUCAGAAAAAACGCGGUAUGAUACGUCCCUGGGUCUGCUCACCAAGAAGUUCAUUCAGCUGCUGAGCCAGUCACCGGACGGGGUCCUGGACCUGAACAAGGCAGCGGAGGUGCUGAAGGUGCAGAAGAGGAGGAUCUACGACAUCACCAACGUGCUGGAGGGCAUCCACCUCAUCAAGAAGAAGUCCAAGAACAACGUGCAGUGGAUGGGCUGCAGUCUGUCUGAGGAUGGGGGCAUGCUGGCCCAGUGUCAAGGCCUGUCCAAAGAAGUGACCGAGCUCAGUCAGGAAGAGAAGAAAUUAGAUGAACUGAUCCAAAGCUGCAGCCUGGACCUCAAACUGUUAACCGAGGAUUCAGAGAAUCAAAGGUUAGCUUAUGUUACAUAUCAAGAUAUUCGAAAAAUUAGUGGCCUUAAAGACCAAACUGUUAUAGUUGUGAAAGCCCCUCCAGAAACAAGACUUGAAGUGCCUGACUCAAUAGAGAGCCUACAAAUACAUUUGGCAAGUACCCAAGGACCCAUUGAGGUUUACUUGUGUCCAGAAGAGACUGAAACACACAGUCCAAUGAAAGCAAACAACCAAGACCACAAUGGGAAUAUCCCUAAACCCACUUCCAAAGACUUGGCUUCAAACAACUCAGGACAUAGCGAUUGCUCGGUUUCUAUGGCAAACCUCUCUCCUUUGGCCUCCCCAGCCAACCUCUUACAGCAGACUGAGGACCAAAUCCCUUCCCACCUGGAAGGCCCGUUUGUGAACUUGCUGCCCCCGCUGUCCCAGGAGGACUACCUGCUGAGCCUGGGUGAGGAAGAAGGCAUCAGCGAUCUCUUCGACGCCUACGAUUUGGAGAAGCUCCCGUUGGUGGAAGACUUCAUGUGUAGUUGAUCACGCUUUGUGUGAACUCUCCUGAUAAACCGAUAUUUUUUUAUUAUGGAACCAGAGCAUCUGUCACGCAGUGUUGACCCUUCCGACCUUCUUCCUCUAAGAGAGUAUCAUGAAGUAAACUACAAACUUCGGAACAAAGCUGACAUUUUAAUGAAUUUUUUUUAAUUGUCUAAGCGCACAGUUGCAGGCUCCCUUGGGAACGCCCUGCCUUGUCCCAGGCUCUGAAAUCUCCUGGACGAGUCAGCAAGUUAGAAAAUGUGCAAUCAGGUGUCUCCCACCUGUCCUCUUCCCCUUCCCCGCCCCCUCCCGGAUUGGCUUGCUGUGCCUGACGGAUGGGCUGUAGAACGGGUCUGGCCACCGGCCCGCUGGGAAGCAGCAAUCUUCCUUAACAGCAUUUCAAGCCGUGCCUUCUCUGCAGAUGCAUGUCUUUGGGGUCUGCUAAUACGGAAUGGAAGUGCAGCAGAUGAAGUUAUGCAAAAGUAUGAGAUGGAUUUCUUCAGCUCUUCUUAGGAAUAUUUAAAUUACUGUCAUAAUUCAGUUUAAGCUAUGGACAGUGUGUCCCUCUAGGAGGCCGCGAGAUCCUCCGCAGCCUCUCGGAUGAAGAACCCGUUUCCAGAGUACUUGAUGCAGACACGGAAGCUCCUGGAGCGCCGCCGAAGCUGCCGUGGGUUUCCUGCCUCCACGCGCCACUCCCACCCCGUCCCCAGCGUCUUCGUGAGUUUCCGGUUGAUUUGUAGCAGAUGCCUACUUAGGUGUUCUCUGUGGAUUGUUCUAGACUCUCUUUUUCAGCUGCCAUUUAAGCAUUCCUGUGGCCCCCAUCACCAUUCAAUUUAAUUGUUUACUUUGAAGCAGUUUUCGCGAAUCCGUGUUUCUUUGGCAGAGGGAGAGAACCUCUACUGACCAGAGCACGCCAGCCGGUGCGGCCCAGGUCCCCGCCUCUGCGGGAAGCACGUACCGGGGGCUUCCUUUCGGGAGGGCAGCUGGGGCGUGGGCCCGCGAGGCCUGGGAAGGAGGCCGCGUGGGAGCAACGGCGCAGCCCCAGGGCGCAGCAGGCGACCCUCCGUCCCUGGGCUUCCCGGCGCGCCGGGCAAGGGCUCUUAGCCACACUCAGGGAGACCGCUUCUCAGGGUGGGGUCGAUGGAGAGGCCUGGGGAGAAGGGCACCUCCUGCCGCUGGUGGCCCUGGCCAGGACGCGCCCCUCUCCACGGAGCCCGCGGGGUGAAGGGCGUGGGAAGGUGGGAACGGGCGGAGGCCAGGCGCUCCCUCCACUGCUCCCUCCACUCCUCAGGAACGGUGCCACGCGCGUCCUGGAAUGGCCCUCCGGGGGCAGGGCCAUGGCCGUCCUGCCCCGGGAGUGUGGCGCAGUACCGCAGAUCCUCCCUGGAUGCCAGGGCUGCGGAAAUGAGGGGCCCCGACCCAAACCUCCAAGCCAACAGCUGAAUGGAAACGCUGUGUGCCCACACGGUAGGCACUCCCGCGAUGCGUCCGACCGAAUUGGAAAUGUCCCUUAGGAAAAACUUUUCUAGAACCACAAGCACCCCGGCCAGUUUACUCCAGGUAGAUGUCCCCAAUAUGCAAAGUGGUGGUGGGGUCGAGACAGAUGACACCAGCACUUUAAACUCUGUGUGUGGGUAUGCGUGGUGUGUGUUUGGGAAGAAAAACAAAGGUGCAGACUCUCUUCCUCUCUUCCUCAGCCUCCAUCCCCGGCCUCCCCUCACACACACUGGACUUGGUACGACAGCCGUGUGGUCCGAGAUGCAGCAGGGGUGGAGGAGGGCGGGGAUCUGUGUUAAGUGCCUACUGGAAAUGCACUGUGGGGAUUUCCUGUGCGGGAAACCGUUGAUGCCAAGCGUCCCCGUCCCGUGUCUAGCUCAUCUGGUUAGCUGCCCCUGCUUCCAGCUUCGUGUAAUUCUCUCCGCCAGCGGCACAGAGCUGAUUUUUUCCCAAAGUCUAAAGACUGAGCUCACCUGGCUGGGUUGUCGUGUGUUUUGUGGACUUUCUCGUUGAACCUCUUCGUAAUGUAAUGCCAUAUUUAUUGUUUUGAAAAAUUGAAAGGAAUACUAAUAAGUCUUAAGAAGUUCCUUUGUGCAUAAGUUUCCCAGUGAUGGGGCUUCCCGUCCGCCUUCCCUAGACGUCCAUGCUGUAUCUGUUUGCAUUGACCCUUUUCUCUUCACCUAGUAUCUGGCACACAAAGUGGGUUAGUACUACAGUAUUUGUGUGACUUUUAAGUACUAAGUAUGCAGGUUUCCUGGUACCAUUGAGUUGCUGCUACUAAAGCUCACACACGAAAUGGCUAAAAGUUCCGAGUGCGAAUUAUGACUGCGUGAGCCUUAGAAAAUAAAGUGUACAGAGGGCAACACUUGAGCUGUCAAACAGUGUUAGGCGUGUGUUUAUAUGUACAGAGUUGUGCAUAGUGAUCGCUUUAUUUAAGUUGAUAUGUAGCCUACUCACAUUUUCAUGAUUUAGCAAUUUUGUACAAAAAUAGCAAUUAAUUUGUAAACACUGCCAGAAUAUUUUCUAGCUGGUUUGUAAUUUUUUAAGAGUGUUACCUUGCUUUUGUUUUUGUUGUGGUCCUCGUUUUCGGUUCUGUCCUCCGUGUGGGUCUGUAAAUAGAAUGGCAGUAUUUAAAGCUUUAGCUUCAGGAAAGGAAGGAGGAACUCUGCGGCCCGGCAGGCCAAGCGUGGACCGGGAGCCGCGGCAGGAGCCCGCGGCCUCAGGGGAGGGCGUCUUCCCACGGUACGCGGUUUUGUAAAAAGGAAGUAUUUCUCCCAAGGCUGGGAGUAGGCAAACUACUAACCAGUUUAGCUUUGUGUUGUACGCUAGUUUAAAACAGAAAAUGUGUAAUAUAAUGUAAAAAAAAAAAAAACCCACAAAAAUAAAAAAACACCAAACAACAACAAAAAAAAGCUUUUAUGAUGGAUUUUGUAAAUAGAUUUGUUACAGGGUGACCUGUUCUCUAGCUGUGAUCUUACCACUUCAAAUGGAUGUAAUUUGAAUAAAUUUUGUAUGGUAAAGGAUCAAUAAAAUGAUUUUUUUUUAAGA